UCAUGCACCCACCUCUGCGCAUAUAUAUAAAAUAUAUAUACACGCCGAAUAAGUGAUCAACAUUACUGCAAUUAGAAUUGUCCUGAUUCCUCCAACUAUGAAUAUCUUUCACCUUUUGAUUUGAAUCUUUACUGGUAUUUUCAGUAGGACCAAGACUGCCCAUUGGUUUAUUUAGCACAUACCUGCGUUCGAACUCCUUAAAUAACAUCGAAUUAAAUCGCCAUUUUCCAUCCUAUAUGAAUCUUGACCGAUCCUCUCAAGUAGUCACAACAAGAACUCCACUUUGAUAUCUCUUGAUCAGCCUGCUAUUUCACCCUUCAUAUAAUGGACAGGAGGAUAUGCAAGUGGUGCGGCAUGAUUAUAGCAGCUCCCAUUGGAGCACAAACAAUUACCUGUCCAAGGUGCCAAUCUGUUACACAACUUCAACCUCCAAGAAACAACAGCUUUGCUAAUUUCCCCACUCCCAAUAACAAUAUGAGACCAGAAUUUCCAGCUUUUCCUGCUAGGCCAGGAAGGAUGAGUCCAAAUCCUAAUAAUUUCCCUACUGCCAAUAACAAUAUGAACCCAGAAUUUCCAGCUUAUCCUGCCAGGCCAGGAAGGAUGAAUCCAAAUGCCAAUAGUAGUAAUUUCCCCACUGCCGAUAACAAUAUGAGCCCAGGAUCUCCAGCUUAUCCUGCAAGGCCAGGAAGAAUAAAUCCAAAUGGUAAUAGAAAUAAUUUCCCCAUUGCCAAUGACAAUAUGAGUCCAGGAUUUCCAGCUUAUCCUGCAAGGCCAAGAAGGAUGAGUCCAAAUACUAGCAAUAUCCAGCCUCAACAAUUCAACAUUAUGUCACCACAGAUUAAUAAUAUCCGAGCUCCUACAGUCCAUGGACGAAAACGAGCAGUUCUGUGCGGAAUUAAUUACCGUGGCCAUCCGAAGAGUCUGAAGGGAAGCAUUAAUGAUGUCUUAUCCAUGAGAUAUUUUCUGGUCAACAAGUUGGGAUUCCCAAAUGCAUCAGUAAUUUCCCUUACAGAGGAUGAGAAAGAUCCAUACAAAUACCCAACCAAGGCCAAUAUCAGAUCAGCUUUACGUUGGCUUGUUCAUGGUUGUCGGCCAGGAGAUUCACUAGUGUUCCACUACUCUGGCCAUGGGGCACGAGUACUAGACCGCGAUGGUGAUGAGAUUGAUGGGCAUGAUGAAUCAUUGUGCCCUGUCGAUUAUGAGACAGAAGGAAGAAUACUAGAUGAUGAGAUCAAUAGUACCAUUGUAAGGCCUUUACCACGUGGAGCCACACUUCAUGGCAUAAUUGAUGCAUGCUUUAGUGGAACUUCCCUAGAUUUGCCCUUCGUCUGCAGAAUAAACCGGGCAGGAUACUUCAAGUGGGAAGACCAUCGGAUCAGCUCAUACAAAGGUACCAGAGGGGGCACAGCAAUCUCUAUCAGUGCCUGUGACGACCAUCAAAGUUCUGGAGAUACAACGGCAUUCGCAGGCGUUCCAAUGGGUGCACUGACUUAUAGUUUCAUCCAAACGUUGGAGCAAGAAACUAAAUUGAGUUACGGACGCUUAAUUAUGCGUAUGCACAAUAAGAUUGAUGAAGCACAGAAAAGACUAGGCCUUAAUGGUGCUAAUGAAACUCAGGAGCCUCAACUAUCCUCGUCUGAGCCGUUUGAUAUUCACUCGAAGCUGGUGGCUAUCUAGGAACUUAAAGUAUCCAACUCCAGUCUGAGUACAACUCCCCUAGCAUAAUCUCGUUGUACUAACAAAUUUCAACACACCUUUUUACCAUGACGUGUAGAUUUACUUGUAGUAUUGUUCUGGUCUGAAUCUUGAUCGUGUUUUUACCUUAUGUAAACUUUACCAUAUUAACACUAAACAAACUUCCAGAUGGAAAUUUACUCUCAACAGCUUGUCUACAGCUACAUGUCACAUCCUUUAUGUCGUGAAUUUGCAGCAGAGCUUGCCAUUUUGAAAAGGGUGUGGAAGAUAAUUGGAAAUUUAAAGGAACACUUUUACAUGAAGGGUAGAAAUCACCACAUUCCUGCUACAUCAUACAUAUAGUCUUUAGUUUCUAAAAGAUUAAAUAUGCACUAACCCGUUAAUAGAUUUUACACAAGAUCUCAGGGUCGUCUGAUUUAUAUAGGUAUACAAGUAUACAAUAGUUUAGUUGUUAUCCUAUAAAGAAUUUUCGACAGAACUUAGUUAUUAAGGGAUGUUUCUAUAUUGAUAUAUCACAAAACGAAGUGAGCACCAGAAUAAUAAAACUUCGAUACGUUAGGAAAAUAGAAGAGAAGUCAAUGUAAUCUGCAGGAAAGAACAUUUGAGGCCUAAAAUUAAGUAAAACUAGUCUGCUCA
Molecule: messenger RNA, 2331 nt
Organism: Lycium ferocissimum
Lineage: Eukaryota; Viridiplantae; Streptophyta; Magnoliopsida; Solanales; Solanaceae
Product: metacaspase-3-like
Exons: 5
Coding region: 325-1677 (450 amino acids)
Biological process (GO): proteolysis
Molecular function (GO): cysteine-type endopeptidase activity
Source: RefSeq, a predicted model, not a curated record